Messenger RNA from Vanderwaltozyma polyspora DSM 70294, 2679 nucleotides. RefSeq names its product Sov1p (gene SOV1). The record is from RefSeq and is a predicted model, not a curated record. The coding region runs from base 1 to 2679 and encodes 892 amino acids. NCBI's taxonomy places the organism in Eukaryota, Fungi, Ascomycota, Saccharomycetes, Saccharomycetales, Saccharomycetaceae. The transcript has a single exon.
AUGUAUAAGUCUGUGCUGCUCAAACAAGGAUUUAAAAGUUUUGGCUUAUUUCAAAUUAGAUACUAUAGACAGAGAACUAAUAUUACCAAUUUAUCUCACAUUCCAAGUCUGAGGACUAAAAAUAUACAAAAGACAACAGAAUUACUGCAACUAAAUGUCAAUUCAAAAAAAGAUGAAAUCGAAAGUCUGAAAAAAUUGGGUUUUGAUUUAGACAAUACCACUUUAGAUGACGAUGGUAAUGGAAAUUCUAACUUUGAUGAUAUUUUAAUAGAAUAUUUGAAAUUCACAAGUUCUGUUUAUAAAAAAAGUACAAAGAGUUUGAAUAAAUUGAAAUUACAACUAAAAAAUGCUGAUCAACUCGAAGGCAAAACAAAAUUGAAUAUUUUGAUAGAUUUUUUACUAAAUGAAUUUAGAAUUGAAAUUAAUAUUUAUGAAAGAGAAGGAAUCAAUGGUCUUGAAAAAAUGCGUCAAUAUAACUCAGAUAUCGCAGAAUUAAAUAAAGAUAUAGACGAUGAAAAUUAUUUACUAUCUCAAUUGUUCAAAACUUCGGAAAAUAUUCAAGAUGACAACACCAGCAACAAUGGAAGUUUAUUCAAUAAUGCAAACUUUAUUUUUAAUAUUUUAUCAAAUAUUAAAAAGGAAAUUAAAUUACCUUAUAUCAUCAACGAGUUACCAAUUCCUGUGGAACAAAUAGCUGAGAUUUUUGAGAUUUCAAAACAAUUACCACUCGAAUCAGAUAGCAUGAAAGGCAUAUAUCUAUCUGGUAGUAUCUUAUAUGGAACCGGGAAAAUUAGAAUGGAUCCAGUAAAUGAAUCAUUUUAUAUCAAUUCAUUAGUUAAAUUUAAGAAAUAUGAUCAAGCUUUACAACUUUUCAAUUCUAGAAAAUUAGAGAUAAAUCAAAGGUGGUGGUACGAACUUGGAAUGACUACUGCUUUGAAAAGUAAUAAUAUCAAUACAUUUGAUAAAUUACUUAUUGAAACCGAUAAGAAUUUUAAUACUAAUUCUUAUUUGAAACCAAAUAUUUUAACUUUAGCUGUAAGGAAAAAAAUUCAACUUGGAAAUUUAAACGUGGUUGAUAAAUUGAUGGAUAGAUUCAUUAAAUGUUUACAAAAUUUUGGUUAUGAUAAUGUUGACUCUCCAAAAAAACCAUUUAUUCAGUUUAAUGAUGAAGAUCAAGCAAACGAAUACCUGAAUGCAAUGGUAAAACCAAAUGUAUCUGAUAUGGCUAUAUUGUUAUCAUAUCUAAUGCAUAGGAAAAAUUUAGACAAAGCAAUACAAUUGAUUGAAACUAUUAUAGCUUUACCUAAUUUGAGAAAAAAUGACCUAGUAUUUGUAAUCAAAUAUAACAAAUUAAACCUAUUGAAGAAUUCUGCAUUAUUAACUGAUCGUAUUUCAAAAAAUUACAUUAAUAGAGAUAAAGAAGCUAAAGCUACUUUGAAAAAGUUUGAAAAAGUGUUAAGUGAGUUAAUCGAAGAAACAUAUUCUAAUUCAGUUUAUAAGGAUUUUUUCUACGAAUCAUUCGAGUCUCUUUCUGAAAAUCCAGUUCUUACUUCCAUGCUACAUGAUUUUAUAACAGAGUAUCCAUUAAGUGCUUCAAAGUUUAGCGAUUCCCCUGAUAGACUUCAACAAUUAUUCAAAUUCCUAUUAAAAACAGAUUAUUACAAUAAAGCUAUGAAAUUAUUAAAUAAGGUAGAAUAUCUAAAUUCUAGCCAAAAUGAGAACUCAAAGGAAAUUGACACAUCUUCUAACAAUUCGUUAAGUGCUAUUCAUUAUGGUGAGUUUUUGGAUUAUUAUUUAACUAAAUCAAUUAAUGGCUAUAAAAGAAAAUCAAAAAUUUAUAAUGAUAAAGUUGGUGAACUAGUUGAAAGAAUGGAAAAAAACAAUAUAACUAUCGAUUUUGAAUUUGUUUCCAAACUAUUAACGUUCUACCGUCAACAUAGAGAUUUCAAUAAUUGCUUCAAGAUCAUAAAUCAAAUUCUUUCAGCAAAAUUAGAAGACCCUAAAGAUAGUGAGGUAAUUGAUGAAAUUCCAACUGAAUUGUAUAUGGAGAUCUGGGAAUGCUAUAGAAGUUACUAUAAAUACUUUAUUGAUGUAGGAGAAAAUAUGAAUCCAAAAAGUAACUCCAAUUCAUGGAACACGAUUGUAAAAAAGACUACAGAGGACACAUUUGUUCACCCAACACACUCAUGUAGGGAACUAUUUAAUUUGUUAGUACAUCAAGAUGAAAUAUUACCAAGUGAGAAGUUUUAUAAUGUCAUUAUUAAAACUAUGCUCAGUGGAAACGAUUUUGCCUCUCUCCCACCUAUUUUAAUCUUUAUGUAUGAGGUUCAUGGAAUUGUCUUGGAUAAAAAGAUGUCAAAAUUCGUAAUGAAAGGUUUAGAAAGGGCAUAUAUCAAUAGUCAUCUUAGAUCAAAAGGAGCAUCUGUAGAUGUGAAUAAAAAUUCUCUGGAAAAUGUUACGAAGCAUAUUAAACAAAUUAAAGAGAGUGGUAAAAUACUUAAGGAUAUCCAAGAGGAUGAUAUACCUAAUUUUAAAAUAUCGGAAGAGGUCAUUAGACUUCUGAAACACCAUAAAACUGAUGUUAUACCUGAAAAAGAGGUAAUAUCAGCUGCAUCUUCAAUGAACAUAGAUAGUCCCUUAUUAAGGGAUAUACUUAAACCUGUAAAUAAUCUGCAUUAA